Messenger RNA from Penicillium psychrosexuale, 297 nucleotides. RefSeq lists its product as uncharacterized. NCBI's taxonomy places the organism in Eukaryota, Fungi, Ascomycota, Eurotiomycetes, Eurotiales, Aspergillaceae. The record is from RefSeq and is a predicted model, not a curated record. The coding region runs from base 1 to 297 and encodes 98 amino acids. The transcript has a single exon.
AUGCAAGCUACGGACGAGCCGACUCAAUCAGGAAUUGACUUGACCCUGCCUGAAGAGAAAACUCAAGAUGAAAUCAAGAUCGAACAGAGUGGAUGUAUUCAUGCUCUUCAACGGUAUCGGUGGAACGUGUAUUAUGAAAUGGACGAUCUCGACGAGGAAAAAUGGCUUGAGCUUCUCCGGAUAGAACAAGACCUUCGAAGUACUGUCCAGGAAGAGCAAAUCCUCGCUAAUAAGACUAAGACCACGUGCAGCUGGCAAAUCUUUCGGAAUGAUACACAGACCGAGCUUCAGGCUUGA